CAGUGGGCGGCGACUCAUUACAGCAAUGAUGUCCUGCCGUACCUGCGGAGUAGUUGAUGGCAAACACUGGGCUUACAUGAUAGCCUGGUUCAUUAGUAAUUUUCUUAUUUUUUGUUUGCAAGCGUUACAACAGUUUUUUUUUUUUGGACUUUGUUUACUCCACUACCAUUACAUCCUCAUCAAGGUGGUACGGCAAAGUAAACAUACGCUCACCUUUCGUCUUCACUCACGUUACCCAUCAUUAGCUCAUCAUUAGCAUCGUCGUGUAGUUACGUUUUCAUUUUGAAACAAAAACGUCAUCGCACUGUCAAUCAAGCGACAUCCUGGCUGGUGUACAUCACCCGCCACUAGAAGAAUUCCAGUAGCGUACAGCUACUGCCCUUACCUACCGCUUCCGUUCAGGCCCAAUUCCCAGCUCACAAUGGCGAUCGGGCGUUAGAGCAAAACCUGUAACCACACGCUGUAGUUACCAUCCCUGCAAGCUGGUCUCCCGAUUUUUUGUUUAAACAUGGCGGCUAGUUGGCGUAGGCGUAGGCAGUCGACAGACAGAUAAUGGUUCCCAGGGUGUGAACAGUAUAGCUGUGGGAAGUAUCUUCCUGAACGAAGCAAAUGCAAACCAACAAAAAACCUGUGUGCUCCAACAUGACAUUGUUGAAUAAAAAAGUUUUACCCUAAAGUAACCAGCAGGUCCUAGCGUGUUCUUCCUACUCUCCGUAUCCGUAACCUCUCCGUAGCUAGCAAGGCUUGAUGUUGGCUGCUCCCAAAACGGGGAUUUAUCUGCACAACACACACACACACAUGCAAAUACACAUACACACAUGUACAGAACGGCACAAUUCUGGGUGUGCAGCAAAGGUGUGCUACCGAGUGGAUAGACACGCAACACGCAUUCUAUUGCGCAGGUCUGACCUCUCGCAGAAAGGAAGGCGCCCCCUGUCAGCAAGCAACCACACUGGCAACAAGCAAAGCCCCAACUUUUUGGCACCCAGUACCUAGCAAAACACCAGUGCGUGCAAAUUAUGUUUACCUACCGUACCCAGGACGGUUAGGCAGCCAGGACGGACGAGCAAAUCUGCGUACAACGGUUCUACUGGUGCCAUCAGCCUUCAGCGGACUACUGGUGCAAAGACGGUUCCGCCAACAAUCAACAGCUACAAUAACUGUUCCGCUAUGAACGUCAACAGCAGUGGCGGAGGUAGCAAAAACCAAUCCACCAGCGUCGGCAACCAUCACACCUUCAAUACCAGUAGUAUUCUCAGCAGCAACGCCAACAAUCAACAUUACGCCAACAGCAACAAUGGGCAGCAGCAGCAGCAGCAGCAAACGCUCCGUAUCAGCCGCAGCAGUACCCGCAAGAAGCCUUUUCACUUCAUCUCCAACAUGUGGAAGAUGAAGAAAAUCAUCAAGUUUGAGGAUAUUAUGUUCCAUCGCGAGAUGAACUGUCGCGCUAGAUCGGAGCCUUCAGUCUCUACCUACAACUGUACCAGCAGCAAGGGCUGCCAGCGGAAAUCGUCACCCUCGUUCUCGAUGCUGAGCCUGUCGCCGGGCAAGUUCCAAAAGUCUGACGAGCCGGAAGUGACGCGCCUUCGGUUAUCGCGGAACGAUAACCCAUUCGUGCAGAAGGUCCUAGCCAGCCGGGACAAUGUGACCGACGUUAUCGACGACACCGAGUCUGAUGACGCUAUACUGAUACUCAUGUCUGACGAGUUUAAUGGCGAAACCGAAACCGAUCCACUAGCGUUGCCGCAGGUGCACGAACACAUGAUACGGUCCCCACCGCCGACAUUUUGGCCCCGUUCGCAAAAGACUGUGUUUAACUUUGGCGGUGAAGAUCGUACACCAAUCGGACCGGAUAGCAUUCCCGGGGGUUCGAAACAUCAGCGGGCGAAACAGUGCAACUACUAAAAGCAGGCGUCCGGUAUAGGUGCUAUUUCUGCGGUACUACCAGAGAGUAAGGGAGACAAUUUAAACAGUGACAGAUUGGAGGGUACCUUACGCAACUCUGCAUAGAAAAAAAAACCACAAAUGCAAUUACUGGACGGGAUGGAAACACACACAAACAAACAAAAAACAUGGCGGAACGUACACAAAACGCUCUUAUAUUUUAGCUAACUAGUUGAGCAUCCAGUUUAAGAAGAACGGUAAACUAUUAACAAUUUUUUCUUUCCUACAACUUGUUACAUCGUUUAUUAGUCAAUAUAUACAUAUAAGUGAUUUGUUUAAGCAAACCUUUAUCUCUUCUCUUGAAGCGUGUACAGCUCUUUGGUUAAUCAAUCAUCAGUUAAAAACUCGUUCCCCCCGUGGCAUAACUUUGCCGUUGAUAUGUGUUAGUAUAUCUUACAUACAUUCCAUAUUUCUUACUCAGGUUUUACCAUUCUUAUUACAGCAUUUGUACAUCGUUGUGUCAAAGUACUUAUGGGUGGUAGUAAAUUUUCCCUGAUGUCCCCCGUCAAAUGAAAGCAGAUUUAACAUUUUUGACUAAGAGUUUGGUCUAAUGAUGUUGAUCAGCAGCGUGGAUGUUCUGGAACUUUAACUACCUUUGGGCGAUAUGGUCUGUAAAUUCCAUAUACCUUUGUCGAUAAAUUUAACAAACGUUAAAUCAAAUACAAUUUGAAUAAAAGCUGCUGGCAAAACUACAAUUUGAAUUGAGCUUGGUCGGCCACGUUUCAAAAUGUCAAAGUCCGCACAUGUUGCUGGCAACACCAAUUAGACCAAGCCCCAGCUAGAAUUGUAAAGUUUGUGUCUAUUGUUGAGGAAAUGGUACGCUACAGUAUUUCAAUUCCAACGUCAUAGUUACACUCCUUUUUAAAGAUAACAGAUUACUAAUGUGACGGUUUUUCCAUGAAAAUUAGUGCAAUACGUUUGCAUCAUGGUUGGAUUUGGGUUGGGUUGAGCAAGCCGUACUUAGUGAUAGUACUUAAAUGAACGUUAUUUUUAUACAUACUUUUACGAAGAAACCGGAACAUAAUAAAACUAGUCCUUAAUGUUGUUCUGAGGAUUUCUUCACA
Anopheles stephensi (Asian malaria mosquito) is the source of this 3008-nucleotide messenger RNA. RefSeq lists its product as uncharacterized. Lineage: Eukaryota; Metazoa; Arthropoda; Insecta; Diptera; Culicidae. The transcript has 4 exons. Bases 1171 to 1905 code for a protein of 244 amino acids. The record is from RefSeq and is a predicted model, not a curated record.